Molecule: messenger RNA, 1095 nt
Organism: Drosophila nasuta
Lineage: Eukaryota; Metazoa; Arthropoda; Insecta; Diptera; Drosophilidae
Gene: Osi10a
Product: Osiris 10a
Exons: 2
Coding region: 16-1095 (359 amino acids)
Cellular component (GO): membrane
Source: RefSeq, a predicted model, not a curated record
GCCCAAGAGCAUAGGAUGUCGUGGAUCGUGGAGACAAGUCUGCUACUCAUCAGCGUGGUGCACUUUCAAUGCAUCGAAGGCAGCGAUCUUUCACAUGUUAGCAAAGAGGAACUGCAGCACUUCAAGCAGUGUGUGCGUGGAUCACAACGUUCCAAAUUAAGCGAAUGUAUCGGCCGAUCUGCAUUGAAUUUCAUACAACGAUUUGAGGAGCGAGAGAAUGUUACAUUUGUGGAUGACUUUGUGGCAGUCAAAAGCGAGACAGCAGCAAGUCGUUCGCUGGUUAAUGUGUUGGAUACAGAUCCCGUGGAUUUUCGCGGUAUACUCGAGAAUGCGGGCGCUGUGAUGGGACAGCGUAGCUUGGAGUGGCACAUGGAUGCUCUGUAUCCAGGACUUAUGUUCAAAAUCGGGCCCACAGCUGAUGCCAACAGUGUGGCAGAGUUUGUGCUGGACAAUGGGGCACACGAUGAGCGACAAUUUGGCCUCGAGGAGGGCACAGGUCGCUUGCUGGCUAAACAAUACCUUUUGCCGUUUCUGCUGGGAUUAAAAUUCAAUUUGGUUGCACUGGUGCCGCUGCUAUUUGCUGGCAUUUGUCUACUGCUUAAGAAGUCACUAUUUCUGGCCAAGCUAGCCAUAUAUGUGAGCAGCUUCUUGGGCUUAGGCGGAGUGCUGGGAUCACUUGGUGGCCUAGGAGGUGGCUUUGGUGGUGGAGGAGGCUUUGGUAGCUUUAGUGGCGCCAACUUUGGCUAUGGCGGCGCCUUCGCUGCUCAUCGUCCAAUUGGCCACUUUCCUGGCAAAACUACAGUCUUUGGCGGUGGCGAUGAAUUGCAUCAUCAGUACAAUGUACAUGAACCACAGCCGUAUAAACGCAGUGAUCGCAAAGUGCGUUUCGAGCAGCCACGUGAAGAAGCUGCCGCAUCGCCUAUGGCCAAGAAACAUCUCUCCGAUGACCGCUUCUAUGACUAUGAAAAGCAGCAUCGACAGACCAAGCAUCUGGAGGACACCAUUAGUUCGGCGGACAGCUUGGUGCGCAACUUCCAAGAUACAUCGACGGGCAACAUGAAUGGCUGGCAGAUUGUCGAUGUGCGAUCGCUAUGA